AUGGGUGUGGAUUCUGUCUCUCAAAUAACAUCCGGUGUGAUGAGCUCGGCGAGGAUUCUCCCUGCCUCACAUGUCGGGGAUGGCAGCUUCAAUGUCCUCCGAUGGAGCAUGGCUCGUGAUGCCUCGACUAUAGAAAACGCGCAGCUGGCGGUGGUCAAAAACUCCCAUCCCAUAGUCCAUUGGAUGAAGCCUCUGGAUAACCUCAUUGCGACAGCCCACGAGCUCCUCGAUCCUCCACUCCCUCGCGCCAUCUGCUCCUCCCUUCUUCCCGCCUAUAUCGCAGAUCUUCCAUACCUGCCCUUCGAGGAUGUCCAGUAUCUAGCAGCCAAAGAUGUCUUUGAGUUUCCCGACGUGACACUGCGCAACGAACUGCUCAAGACUUUCGUUCACAAUGUCUACCCAUAUAUCCCGCUGCUGGACUUGCGGCCUUUCCUAGGCGCCAUAGCGUGCAACGACGGGAGCAAACCGGUCAGCUUGUUGCUGUUCCAUGCGGUCAUGUUCUCGAGUACGGCGUUUAUCGAACCGGAACAUCUCCAUCGCGCCGGAUACACCUCGAGAAAGGCAGCACGACAAGAAUUCUAUCAGAAAGCUCGGGUUCUAUAUGAUUUCGACGUCGAGGCAGACCGAGUAGUCGUGAUACAGGCUGUCCUGCUCAUGACCUACUGGCACGAGACGCCUGACGACCCAAAGAACUUUCGCUACUGGAUGGAGAUCGCCCUGUCACUCGCUGCAUCUACGAUCCAAGAUCUUGAAGGUCCCGACAUUACGCCAUCCACCUGGCAUAUAUGGAAACGACUCUGGUGGUGUCUGUACACCCGCGAUCGACUGGUUUCCCUGAACCUGCGACGACCAGCCAUCAUCCACGACGACGACUUCCACAUCCCCUACCUCACCAUCGACGACUUUGAAACCCACGCCUUUGACGAAGCAACCAUACAUGCUCUAGGAGACUGGGAGAUCCUCCGCAGCACGGCCCACCAGACGCAGCUGGCCCAGCUGUUCAUUGCCAAAGCCAAACUAUGCACGAUCCUGAGCGGCCUCCUCGCCCGAAACGCGCCUCCCACCGGCUCCUCCGACCAGCUCAUCUCCAUGACACAAUACACGCAGAACCUCGAGGAAUGGGAGGCCGCUCUCCCAGUGGAGUUGCGAUACCAGAGUCCUUCGAGUCAGAACCUGUCAAAAGUCGAAAAGACGCUCUUUGCAUACCGCGCCUGGCUGAAGUUGCUCUUCCUAAACGCAUCCAGCGCCAUCUCGCGUCACCAAAGCGCGCUGAGAUCGGCGACGCCGUCGCCAGAAAGCGAAACCGAAGCCGAGACGCUGCUGUCUGAGCAGCGGGUCCAGUCCGCCAUGCGGGCUAUUGCGCUGGUCGCGGAGGGGCUGUACCGAGCCGACGCGAUCCAUUAUCUGCCCACCACCACGGUAGGACUGCUGUUGCCUGUCCUAGCCAUCCAUAUUUUGAACAUCCGCUCCGGAAGCCCUGAUCAAUGGGCGAUUGGCUUCAAGUCGUUCUAUCAGUGCAUGCGGGUGCUGGAGCAGCUCAGCGAGGUGUAUAUGCUCGCUGAAUCUAUGGUGGCGUAUUUCGAAAAGGCGAUUUGUAGUCACAGUGACCCAAAGGAUGCGAAAAGUGUCAGCACGCCGCGGCUUCUGGAGGAGGUGUUGACGAGCGCGGAGCUGAAAUGCUUUGUGCACUUUGUUAGACGGGAGGAAACUGGGAUGUAG
Aspergillus terreus NIH2624 is the source of this 1719-nucleotide messenger RNA. RefSeq names its product fungal specific transcription factor domain-containing protein. The coding region runs from base 1 to 1719 and encodes 572 amino acids. Gene Ontology annotation, biological process: DNA-templated transcription. Gene Ontology annotation, molecular function: DNA binding; zinc ion binding. The record is from RefSeq and is a predicted model, not a curated record. The transcript is spliced from 3 exons. NCBI's taxonomy places the organism in Eukaryota, Fungi, Ascomycota, Eurotiomycetes, Eurotiales, Aspergillaceae.